AUGGUGUUUUCUACGGUCGUGGCGAGGCGUGUGGCAGUGCUGGGUUUGUGCGUGGCGGGGGCAGUCUUGUCGAUGCUUCCAUCUUCCAUGGUUGACCGGGGCGGCGAAGCAACCAUUGUCGUUGCCAAAAACGCGAAUUUUACGGAUACUGCACCCAAAGCAGCGCCUAGUAGGAAUGCUUCAGUAGCAUCUCACUCCAGAACUGCUUCUACCACUAGACGGCCCUCUGUGAGCAGCCCAAAAAUAAUACGCCAAGCCACACCGGCACCAACUCAUAGUCCAACUCAAAAGCCCAGUGAUCCUGCAGGACAACAACAACAACAAAAAGCCAUCACGAAGACGCAAUGCGCUGUGGAACGAGAUGACACCACCAAUACAUUUUCGUUCCGAGGAAACUGGGUACAAAAUGCAUCCCUAGCAGCUGCAUUGGAUCGGAAACACCAAGCAUUUGGAUGCAAGAAACGGCCACUGUUGCCUCCGUACGAAGGCAUGCACGGAUGUUGUUCCCAAAAAGGAACCGACUAUCUGCAAGCAACCUUUUGUCCUGGAGUGGAUACCACCUCAGCCGUGCACUCAUUCCUUCAGGCCACACGCCACAAGACGGUUCUGUUCUUGGGAGACUCGUUAACAUUGCAAAGUUUUGCGGCCGUGGGAAUGGCCAUGCGGGCCCUUCAGAUACCCUUCCAAUAUACUACCCGAGACAAUCAUUUGGAGCAAUCGUACCAUGUCCCCUCGACGGACACGACCGUCACGCUCCGGGAACUGUAUCGAUUGGAAGAUGUCGACCGAUCCGAAUGGAAGUUUAAUGAACCAGAUUCGGGAUACCAUCUUCGCGACAUCACCCUCAAGGCAGUCCUCCAAAAAGUCCAUAUCCUCAUUUCCAAUUUUGGCCUGCAUCAUUGGCCCAUGCCGGAAUAUCACUAUCGUCAAUACAAACACGUCCAAGAACUCGUCCAACAGGAAAACAACAAUCGGCGUCGUCGUUCUACUACUAGUACGGGCAAUGACAAUAACAACAACCAGAUUUGUCUGCUGUGGAGGCGGACACUGCCACAACACUUUGCUUCCAAAACGGGCGGAGGAGAAUGGGGCGACCGACUCAAAGAUUAUGGACCCUAUGGAUGUGUGGCACUCAAUCGAACGUGGACGCAUCCCAGUGACAAGGCGUUGGCGCGGAUCCAAAAUGAAUUAUUCAAUGCGAGUCGAAGCAUUCCCACAUUGGAUUUUACUUCCAUUCUGGAGGAUGCCCAUGCCUUUUAUUCCCGACGAAAGGGGGUCGAUUGCACACACAUGUGUUACUCCCCUCUGAUUUGGGAUCCCAUUCUCCAUGUCACGGCACACGCCAUCGAGCAGUCCUGCCAAUAA
This is a messenger RNA of Seminavis robusta, 1365 nucleotides long. The record is from the annotation of a GenBank genome assembly. NCBI's taxonomy places the organism in Eukaryota, Bacillariophyta, Bacillariophyceae, Naviculales, Naviculaceae.